Molecule: messenger RNA, 1434 nt
Organism: [Candida] anglica
Lineage: Eukaryota; Fungi; Ascomycota; Pichiomycetes; Serinales; Debaryomycetaceae
Source: the annotation of a GenBank genome assembly
AUGUCAAAAGCUGCCACUAUCCGGUCGGGGACGAUCAACUUACUCAACACCAUUAUUGGGGCUGGGAUCUUGGCCAUGCCAUAUGGGUUGAAAAGUAACGGGUUAUUUUUUGGGUGUCUUUUGAUUCUUUGGUCAUCUAUGACCUCAUCCAUGGGGUUGUAUCUUCAAAGUAAAGUAGCCAAAUACACCGCACAAACCGAUGCUGUGUCAUACUUUAGCUUGGCCCAAUUGACUUACCCACAGUUGUCCAUUGUGUUUGAUUCUGCCAUUGCCAUUAAAUGCUUUGGGGUUGGGGUCAGUUAUUUGGUGGUGAUUGGAGACUUGAUGCCAAAAAUCAUGGAAUCUGUAGGGGUAUCCAAUAACAUCUUGAUGGAACGUAAUUUCUGGAUCACCAUAUUCAUGGCAGUUAUUGUUGUUCCUCUUUCAUAUUUGAAGAAACUUGACUCUUUGAAAUAUACUUCAAUCAUUGCUCUUUUCUCAGUCGUUUACCUUAUUUGUCUUGUUUUCGGUCACUAUAUUGCCAAUGAUAUUGUGGUGGAUGACCGUCAUGUCUCUUGGAUUGGUCCUGUUUCAAUCAAGUCGACCCUUUCAUCUUUCCCAAUCUUUGUUUUCGCAUACACUUGUCAUCAAAAUAUGUUUGCUAUUAUCAAUGAAUUGAAACCUAGAAUGGAAGCUGGACAAGCUGGUUCUAAAGCCAGACAAUCCAACUUAAUUAUUCGUAAUGCCAUUACCGUUGCUUGCACUUGUUAUUUGGCAGUAGGAAUCGUUGGUUAUUUAACUUUUGGUGAUGCAGUCAAUGGUAACAUCAUCACCAUGUAUCCUAAGGAUUCCAUCCUGUCGCUUAUUGGACGUCUUUCCAUUGUCAUCAUGGUAAGUUUAUCUUACCCCUUACAAUGUCAUCCAUGUCGUGGAUCUGUAAACCAUGUCUUAUUUUAUUUGACUGAAGGUAUGAGUGCUAAAUUAAGAUCUUCUGCUACAGACUCUGCCGGUCAACGUCACACCGGUGAAACUCAAGCCUUAACUACCGAUAUGGAAUCGAUUCAAUCGAAUCAAGCCGAUGAAUCGUUUGUGUCAACCACCCCUAUGGAAGGUGCCAUGGAUACAGAUGGUCAUGGCCCCAUUGUAGUACCACUCACUUCAAAGAAGUUUUAUAUUAUCACCACUGCUAUCGUCACCUUAUCAUAUCUUGUGGCUAUAACCGUGACAUCAUUAGAACACGUUUUAGCAUUUGUUGGAUCCACAGGUUCCACUUCUAUCUCCUUUAUCUUGCCUGGGUUGUUUGGGUACUUGUUGAUCAAGCCUAUAGACGGUCGUGUCACCUUGACCACUAAGGAAAAGUUCUGCAAAUAUGGUGGUCUUGCAUUGGCUAUCUGGGGUGUUGUCGUUAUGAUUGUUUGUUUGAGUGCCACAAUCUUCUUAGGGGCCACUCAUUAG